Drosophila erecta is the source of this 1632-nucleotide messenger RNA. RefSeq names its product phosphatidylinositol N-acetylglucosaminyltransferase subunit A (gene PIG-A). Lineage: Eukaryota; Metazoa; Arthropoda; Insecta; Diptera; Drosophilidae. The transcript has 4 exons. Gene Ontology annotation, biological process: GPI anchor biosynthetic process. Gene Ontology annotation, cellular component: glycosylphosphatidylinositol-N-acetylglucosaminyltransferase (GPI-GnT) complex. Gene Ontology annotation, molecular function: phosphatidylinositol N-acetylglucosaminyltransferase activity. The record is from RefSeq and is a predicted model, not a curated record. The coding region runs from base 133 to 1572 and encodes 479 amino acids.
ACCAUCGAACACUUUUUGGCCAUUGUGCACACUGCUGUUUUCUGCUUGCCGAUUUUGUUUAACUUAUUGCACAUAUUUGUUUAUAUGUGGAAUGUCAAAUUACUGGAAACCGCAAAAGCCAAAGAGUGAAAAAUGCGUAUCUGCAUGGUGUCGGACUUCUUCUACCCGAGCAUCGGGGGGGUCGAGGAGCACGUCUACAACCUUUCGCAAAUGCUGCUCAGCUUGGGUCACAAGAUCGUCGUGCUGACCCACGCCUACGGGGACUGCAGUGGCAUUCGCUAUGUGACUGGCUACCUUAAGGUCUACUAUCUGCCCAUUAAGGUGUGUUACAACCAAUGCAUACUGCCCACCGCUGUCUGCAAUGUGCCGAUGCUGCGAGCAGUGCUCGUCCGGGAGCGCGUGGAAGUGGUCCACGGCCACUCUGCCUUCAGUGCUCUGGCCCACGAGGCACUGAUGGUGGGCUCCCUGCUGGGACUAAAGACUGUCUUCACCGAUCACAGCCUUUUUGGCUUUGCGGACUUGUCAGCCGCUCUUACCAACAAUCUGCUCGAGGUCAACUUGGGGAUGGUCAAUCACGCCAUCUGUGUAUCUCACAUAGGGAAGGAGAACACUGUUUUACGAGCUCGAGUAGCCAAAAAUCGAGUUUCCGUCAUUCCCAAUGCAGUGGACACCGCCCUGUUUACUCCUGAUCCUCAACAGCGACCGAGCAAUGAUAUAAUCAACAUUGUAGUGGCAUCGCGUCUGGUCUACCGCAAAGGAAUAGAUUUGCUAGCUGGCAUCAUUCCACGGUUCAAAAACACUCCUAACGUAAACUUUAUCAUUGUGGGCGAUGGACCAAAGCGUGAUCUGCUGGAGGAGAUUCGCGAAAAGACCAAUAUGCAGGAGAGGGUUCAGAUGGUGGGCGCCGUGGAGCAUGACAAGGUUCGCGAUUUCCUGGUGCGGGGCCACAUCUUUUUAAAUACCUCACUAACUGAGGCCUACUGCAUGGCCAUCGUUGAGGCUGCUUCCUGUGGAUUGCAGGUGGUAUCCACCAGUGUGGGCGGAAUUCCCGAAGUACUGCCCCAGAGCCUUAUACUGUUGGCAGAGCCCGAAAUUGAUGCCAUUUACGCUGCGAUUUUAAUUGCCAUCGACCGACAUCAAAAGAGUUCCUUUAAGGUUAGUCCUCCAGUUGCCAAUGGUCAUCUACCUUCGGAUGCGAAUGGAAAGGUUAAGCGGCGACGUCGCAGGAAAGCGGAUACCCCUACCUAUCCUUCACAAUUGCCAUCAUCCUCUGCUCCUCCUGCGGAUCAGAACAGCCCUGCUGAGCCCGUUAUGUGUCCAUACAGAUGCAAUGAGUUGGUGGAAACACUCUACAACUGGGAGGAUGUUGCCCUCCGCACAGUCAAAGUAUACGAUCGCGUUUUACAAGAACGCUCUUUCACCACUAGCGAGCUGGUAUUUGCGGUGUGGCAGCACGGCUCCUGGUUCCUUGUAUUCUUUGUUGUGGCCCACUUCUUGAUGCGCCUACUGGAGCUUUGGCGACCUCGAAAACGCGUUGAGCUAGCGCAGGAUAUACAACGCACGCCCAGCUAGCAAAGACCGAACGGAAUACAUUCUUCCAAUAACUAGCCAAUUAUAUAUUUAUACGUUAGA